AUGCCGGUUCGUAGAUACGCAUUUGGGAGAGUUGAAGAGGUGACUCAUCCUGAUUCAAUCAGAGCCACCUUAGCCGAAUUCCUCUCCACUUUGGUUUUUGUUUUUGCUGGCGAAGGCUCUGUCCUCGCUCUUGAUAAGUUGUAUAGAGAAACGGGUGGAGAUGUGAGUAGAGAUCCUUCAGGGCUUGUGUUGAUAGCUCUUGCACAUGCUUUAUCUCUUUUCUCUGCAGUUUCGGCGAGUAUCAACAUAUCUGGCGGCCAUGUCAAUCCUGCUGUCACCUUCGGUGCUCUUCUCGGAGGAAGAAUCUCCGUCCUCCGCGCCUUCUACUACUGGCUUGCUCAGCUACUCGGGGCAAUCGUCGCUUGUCUCCUCCUACGGCUCGUCACUGCUGGCAUGAGACCAGUGGGGUUCCGAGUGGCAUCCGGGGUUGGCGAGCUAAAUGGGCUGGUUCUAGAGAUGGUGCUGACUUUCGGUUUAAUGUACACGGUGUAUGCAACUACAAUCGAUCCAAAAAGAGGAAGCAUAGGGAUAAUAGGACCACUUGCAAUCGGACUGAUUGUGGGUGGUAACAUCUUGGUGGGAGGUCCAUUCGAUGGUGGCUCUAUGAACCCAGCAAGGGCGUUUGGGCCGGCAUUGGUGGGAUGGAGGUGGCGGAAUCAUUGGAUCUACUGGGUUGGUCCGUUUGUGGGUGGAGGGUUAGCUGCUCUGGUGUACGAGUUCAUGGUCAUACCGUCGACGACUGAGCCACCACUUAUCACCGGUCACCAGCCCUUGGCUCCUGAGGAUUACUAG
Molecule: messenger RNA, 792 nt
Organism: Carica papaya (papaya)
Lineage: Eukaryota; Viridiplantae; Streptophyta; Magnoliopsida; Brassicales; Caricaceae
Product: putative aquaporin TIP3-2
Biological process (GO): water transport; transmembrane transport
Cellular component (GO): membrane
Molecular function (GO): water channel activity
Source: RefSeq, a predicted model, not a curated record